AACAAAUGUUAAUAUUGAAUGACUGAAAACAAACUGAAUGUGGUGUGGCAUCUGUGUUCCCCCACCCCCACUUGUUACUUGCCAGUAAGCAUUGUGGCGAUGGCGCACUUGCUUGACGCUCACUUGCCCCGUGAAACAGUUUUGUGACUUCACACCUCCAAGUUAGUACCUAGUGAUCGCGAGUCUCAUACACCUGAUUUAUACCACUGAUCACCGACCACCAUGGUUGGUACAAACGCAAUGGUGGCUCAAAAAGGAAAAGAGGGCAAGAUGGCUCUCUCUUUCUUCACAAAGCUGGCCUACAGCGUCGGCCAUGUUCAGAACGAUCUGUGUGCUUCCAUGUGGUUUUCGUAUCUCCUGAUAUUCUUCAACCUAGUCCUCGGAUUAGAGAGUAAAUAUGCAGGAUUAUUGAUGACCAUCGGACAAGUGGCUGAUGCCAUAUCGACUCCAUUUGUGGGAUUCUGCUCAGACCGAGGCGGCGUGUUCUGCUGCUCUGGAUAUGGUCGAAGAAAGAGCUGGCAUUUGCUUGGAACAAUAUGCGUGGUGGCAAGCUUCCCGUUUGUGUUCGCAAGCUGCAUUAACUGCGCUGACAGCGAUAUGUGGGCGAAGCUAUUGUACUUUUCGGUUUUCAUUUGUGUCUUCCAAUUUGGAUGGGCCUCCAUACAAAUCUCCAAUCUGUCUGUUGUACCUGAACUCACUCCUGACGAGCAUGAACGCACAGCAUUAUUAGCUUACAGGUAUACUUUUACUGUGAUAUCAAACAUGACCGUUUACGUAGUGAUAUUCCUUGCUUUAAGAUUGGGAGGCGUAAGUGAAACUCAAGUUGGACCUCAUCAACUUCAUAUUUUUCAGUAUGUUACCGUCAUCAUUCUAGUGAUAGGAACAUUCACCUCACUGCUCUACCAUAUUGGAGUGAAGGAGAGAAUCAGAGAUGACGCCAUUCUGCAGCCGGGCGACACAGAGUUCUACCAGAGGACCAAGUUCGCCGAUCUGUUCAAGGACUGGCACCUGUACAAAGUGGCCAUCGUUUACAUGGCGACUCGGCUGUUUGUCAACAUGUCGCAGGUGUUGAUCCCGCUCUACCUGCAGUACUUCCUGCUGCUGCCGUCAGAGAGCAUAGCCACCGUGCCGUUUGUUGUCUUCACCAUGAGCUUCUUGACAUCGCUGAUCAUCAAGCCUUUGAAUCAGAGGUUUGGACGCAAGUUGGCCUACAGUCUAGGAGUUUUUAUUGGUGUAGCCUCAUCGAUAAUAGUCUACUUUGGUCACGGAGAAGUCUACAAUCGAUUGACAGUGUUCGCAGUGGCUGCUCUAUUUGGGUGCGCAUCGUCUGUGAUGCUUGUGACGAGUUUGGGUGUCACAGCCGACCAUAUUGGACAAGAUCUUGACAAUGGUGCACUCAUUUAUGGACUCAUGAGCUUUGUCGACAAAAUUUCAAAUGGCUUUGCAAUAUUAGUGAUUCAGUCCAUGAAAAAACAACGGACACAUUAUAGAGACUGUUUAUCUUUCGUUUGCGGAGUAUCAGCCAUCAUAGGACUGAUUGCAAUCUUCACAUUCAGCAAUACAAAUAGAAACGAUAACAGGAACUCUCCUGAAGAUAACAGAGGUUUUGAGCCAGAAAUUCAAUCAUCAGCUGGGGACAUCAAUCGCACUAAUUCUGAAUCCUCAACGAUUGUGGUGGCUGUCACACAUGAAGGCAAUUCUCAGUGAAUACUACAUGCUACCCUUUGUUUUAAUUAUUCUAGAUUCUAUUUAAUAUUUUGACGAAUAGUAAAGAAUCAAAAAAUAUCAUCUUCAGUGCCAUGAUGAAAUUAUUCUAGAAAGUAUUUAGACUGAUAGUACAGCCUAUCAAUAAAUCAAACUGUGAAAAUUUUCUUUUGGAAAUAUUCUUACACAUCUCAUUAGUUCAAUUAAUUAAAAUAAGGCAUAAGAGCACAUAUUAUGAUUAAAUUAUUUGGAAAAUAUAAUUUUAAUAUUGCACAAUAAUGAGCCAUUAUGCUGUUUGGUUUGUUCCAAAAUAAGGUCUGAUAGAUGUUAAAUUAAGAUUCUGGAUAAAUGUAAUAGAACUUGAAUUAAAAAAAAAAAAAAACACUUUUGAAGUGAAAAUGCACUUACUUUGGUAGUGACGAUCAUUUCGACCUGUU
Nilaparvata lugens (brown planthopper) is the source of this 2141-nucleotide messenger RNA. Its product is annotated as major facilitator superfamily domain-containing protein 12-like. Gene Ontology annotation, molecular function: symporter activity. The transcript is spliced from 10 exons. Bases 223 to 1707 code for a protein of 494 amino acids. The record is from RefSeq and is a predicted model, not a curated record. Gene Ontology annotation, cellular component: membrane. NCBI's taxonomy places the organism in Eukaryota, Metazoa, Arthropoda, Insecta, Hemiptera, Delphacidae. Gene Ontology annotation, biological process: carbohydrate transport.